AAAUCCCAACCCCCGCCGUCCUUAUACUCCGGCCGACAAGGUGAGUGGCACCUCCUCCACGACACCAUCGGCAUAUCCGCCAUGCACAUGCAACUCCUACGUAACGACAAGGUCGUCAUGUUCGACCGCACCGACUUCGGCCCCUCCAACCUACCUCUCUCCGACGGCCGUUGCCGCUUCGACUCCACCGACACCGCCCUCCAAGUCGACUGCACCGCCCACUCUCUCCUCUACGACAUCCACACCAACACCUUUCGCCCCUUAAUGGUUCAAACCGACGUCUGGUGCUCCUCCGGCGCUGUCCUCCCCGACGGAACCCUCAUCCAAACAGGCGGUUACAACGACGGCGACCACGUGGUGCGCACCUUCACCCCCUGCGACGACGACAACUGUGAUUGGCUCGAGUUCCCUAAUUACUUAUCCGAACGUAGAUGGUACGCCACUAACCAAAUCCUCACGGACGGUCGCGUCAUCAUCGCCGGCGGCAGAAGGCAAUACAACUACGAAUUCUACCCGCGAAACCUCGACGACGUGGAAAACACUCAUUCGCUUAAUUUUUUGAAAGAAACCAGAGAUCAAGAGGAGAACAACUUGUAUCCGUUCCUGCACCUUCUGCCGGACGGAAAUUUGUUCAUCUUCGCCAACACGCGAUCGAUCUCUCUCGAUUACAAUCGAAACCGCGUGGUGAGAGAGUUCCCUUCGAUCGCCGGAGGCAAUCCUCGGAACUAUCCGAGCUCGGGCUCGUCCGUUCUGCUUCCGUUGGACGAAACUGAAGGCGGCGCCGUCGAUGCCGAGGUUAUGGUCUGUGGCGGCGCGCCGCGCGGCGCGUUCUCGCGGGCAGCGCAGGGAAGCUUCGUGCGCGCGAGUUCAACCUGCGGGCGUUUGAAGGUUAACGAAGAAAAUCCCAAGUGGGCGAUGGAGAAAAUGCCGAUGGCGCGGGUGAUGGGCGACAUGCUGCUGCUCCCAACCGGCGACGUGAUUAUAAUCAACGGCGCGGAGUCAGGAACCGCCGGGUGGGAGGACGGGAGGGACCCGGUGACUAGACCGGUGGUUUACCGGCCUUCGAGGGAGGUGAACCGGCGAUUCUCGGUCAUGGACCCGUCGUCGAGGCCGAGAAUGUACCAUUCGUCGGCGGUGUUGCUGACGGACGGCCGCGUUCUGGUCGGCGGCAGCAACCCGCACAAGUACUACAACUUCACCGGCGUGGACUACCCGACGGACCUCAGCCUGGAGGCGUAUUCGCCGCCGUACUUGUCGCCGGAGUACACGUCGGUGCAGCCUAGAAUUCUGUCGGCGAGUGACGUUUUGGGGUAUCAGGAGUCAUUCUCCAUCACAUUUGCAGUGUCGGAGUACUUCUCGUCGAGCUUUGUAUCGGUGACGAUGGUUGCGCCAUCGUUCACCACGCAUUCGUUUGGGAUGAAUCAGAGAAUGGUGGUGCUGAAGGUGGAGGGGGUGCAGCCGGUGGCGUCUGAUACGUAUACGUUGUCGGUAGUUGGACCGUCCAAGGCGGAGAUCGCCCCGCCGGGUUACUAUAUGUUGUUCGUGGUGCAUGCUGAUAUACCAAGCUAUGGGAAGUGGGUGAAAAUCCAGAAAUAG
Malania oleifera is the source of this 1596-nucleotide messenger RNA. RefSeq names its product aldehyde oxidase GLOX. The record is from RefSeq and is a predicted model, not a curated record. Bases 82 to 1596 code for a protein of 504 amino acids. The transcript has a single exon. NCBI's taxonomy places the organism in Eukaryota, Viridiplantae, Streptophyta, Magnoliopsida, Santalales, Ximeniaceae.